Oreochromis aureus is the source of this 1519-nucleotide messenger RNA. It is a transcript of the gene mrps23, whose product is annotated as mitochondrial ribosomal protein S23. Gene Ontology annotation, cellular component: ribosome; mitochondrion. Gene Ontology annotation, molecular function: structural constituent of ribosome. The transcript is spliced from 5 exons. The record is from RefSeq and is a predicted model, not a curated record. Gene Ontology annotation, biological process: translation. NCBI's taxonomy places the organism in Eukaryota, Metazoa, Chordata, Actinopteri, Cichliformes, Cichlidae. The coding region runs from base 129 to 668 and encodes 179 amino acids.
UCGCAUUAAAACGGACAUAACAGCAUCCGAGCGGGUUGGUUCGACAGUGUUGCAAACAAUGGUCCACUUCAAUGCAGAUUUUUGCUAGAAAAGGAGAAUUAUAGAGAACUCUCGACUAAAAGCUCCACAUGGCAGGUAGUAGACUAGAGAGAUUUGGAACGGUAUUCACAAGGGUUAGAGAUCUGAUACGCUCUGGAGUCAUAAAGCCAAAGGAAAAACCUCUCUGGUAUGAUGUGUACAAGACUUUUCCACCAAAGAGGGCCCCACUUCAUGUGAAACCAGUUACCAGCCCUUUUGCUAAGAAACAAGGAAUUGUGCCUGAAAUCUUCUACAGUGAGGAUAAAAUUAGAACGGGAUUCUAUGAGCAAUAUGGGAGAGGUUUGCGGGCUCUUGAUCUCUCCAAAUCAAACUUUGUUUCUACUUGUCAGAGGUUUGUUGACAAGUACAGAGAGUUAAAAAGCCAUGGCAUGCUGGAUAACUCCUCUUUGUUUGAAGAGACUGCGAAGGCUUUACUUAAAGAAGGUAUCAUCCUGAGAAGGCGAGGAGCUCCUCCUAAUAAAUCUGAAUCCAGGGAUCCUGUGCUUGACCUGAAACUGAUAGACAUGUUGGCAGAGCAGCAGUCAGCUGGGACUGACACAACGAAGACAACAGAAGAUAAAAAUUCAUAGAUCACAGUAGCUCAAGAAUCAUUUGGUGAACUGCAUAUUUUCUCUCUUACCAGCUAUUAUGAUCAUAAAAUGUUAUUUCUGUUUUUGCGCUGUCUCUGACACCCAACAAUUAAGUCUGUGUUUUUAAUUUCUUGACAGCCCAUUGCACACUGCACCAGCGGCAGCUUGUUGCCAUGAAAGAUUCAAUGGAGCUAUAAAUCAUAUGUCAGUGCAGGUGAAAAGUUGUACAAAAAAACAGUAGAAAAGAGUUUGUUAUAUAAGUAUUUAGAGGUCUUAUGUCUGGCAAUAAAACACAUUGUUAUAACGUGUAUAAUUGUCGUGAAAUUAUUGUAAUAGUUUAGAAAAUGAAUGAAAUGUCCCAAGUUUUUUUUAGUUUCUUGUGGUUUGCACCUCAUCAUCUGUCUUGCCUUCUUUCUGACCUGGAAAUGAAUUUCUGUGUAACAUGUUGAAUGGUGCCUCAAUACCUACAAGCAUCAUGUGGACAGAGGAGGAAGCGAGGAUGCACAGGGCGUAUCCUUUGCAGAAUAACUUUAAAUAUAUAAAAUAGUCUUACAGCUUGAAUUCAGGAGAACUAUGCAAACAGCUACUUUGUCAUAUCUAUAAGUUGUUUUGGUUGUUAAGAUGAUCAACUGCCUUUAAACUUUGUCCUUCAUUUUGUGUGUGAGAGAAAUGAUCAAAAACAUAAUCUCUUGUCACGUACUACAGUGAGAAUUUAAUUAAAAGUUGCCCUUAAAAUAAAGCAUAUCAUCAGUUCAGUUAUGCCAAAGAACAUGAAAUGCAGAGAAACAAUGCAAUAGUUUUAAUGCAGCUGUGCCAAUAAUCUUUUGACAUAAUUAAAAGGAUGGCAUUAA